UGACCCCAAACCCAAGCAACCUUUGAAAAAUUUGACAGAAAUGGCAAAGUAACAGGCCCUGGGGAAAAGAUUUUCUCUUCGAGUCCUAAAAGAAAAACUGAACCGUGGAACCAUGUUGGAGUCCUACCCCAGUCUUAUCCUUUUGCAGCUGGUUGUGCUAUUCUCGGUGGGGAUUAUCUAUCUGAGAGUCCCCUCUCUGGGAGACUUCGAACCGCAGAAUGUGGAGUCGCUAAAGGAGCCACCGCCGGCCGAUCGCCUCGUUAUCUUCCUGAGGGAUGGACUCUCCGCCCAAACAUUCUUGUCCAACAAAUGCCAUUCUAUUCCCUUGCUCCAAAACAUCUUUAUGCGUGAAGGUCUGGUGGGAAUCAGUCGCCCCGAGACAACCACCUAUUCGUCCUUGUCGCCAUACGUAUCCUUGUUUACGGGUUACAAUGAGAAUGCCGCGGUGGUGGCACGUGGAUGGGUUCAGUAUCCGACCCUCGACACGAUUUUCAGACGGAGUUACCGAAGUUAUGCCUGGACCACCUCGGCAGUGCUCAGACGCCUUCCCGACAUCGGGAACCAAGCCAAGGUGAUAAACUACAAGACCCGAUCCCACGGAACCACAGCCCACUUCCAGCCGGAGAAAGCUACGUUCUACGCCGUGGAAAAACUUCUCACCAAAGAAUCCAGACGGUUGAGGAAUAUGACAGGACUCGUUUUCUUCAUCCACCUGACGGGUGAGGAACCAUCAUCACAGAACCUCCAUCAAAUCGAAUCAAAUAUCCAUAAAAUGUAUCAACUGUUUGAAGAUUUCUUACCCGAUAAGAGAACGGCAUAUCUCCUCACCUCCAAUCUGGGUAAUCCGCAGACCAAAACCGAAUGCAAACUGGCAGUGGAAUCCCCCUUCUUCCUCUGGGGAUCUGGUGUGGCUCACAUUAAGUCCAUGCCAGGGCGAAGCUUUGUGGCCAACAGCACUGGGUUCAGGCUACCACUGCAUGUCCUGCAUCCGCCCCAGAUCACUGCCCUCAUGAGCGCCAUGCUGGGACUGGCACCACCAGUGAACAGUCGGGGCAUCCUGCCCAAUGGAUUUCUGAACGCCAGUAUACGGUACGAGGCCAAUGCUAUGUUCACCAAUGCCAGGCAGCUCCUGGCCCAAGCCCGUCACCUGAGGGAGCAGCAUCCCAGCAGAUUACCCGCCUUCUGGCUGGACGCCCAGACAAUGGAUAGUUUUUUGAAGAACUGCCUGGGCUUGAAGGGUCAACGGCGCUUCAAAGCUCUGCGGGAUUAUGCAGCCAACUUCAUGCCGGUGCUGGUCAAGGGAAUCGAUUACUAUCAGCACUUUUAUGAUGUCGGACUGCUGGUGGCGGUGAGUCUGGCGGGGAUUGGAUGGGUGUACUGUUUGCGCUGUCGUUUGGGCAAUGGAGCAGUCUUCAAGGGAAGCUCCGAGGAACCGAAAGCAUCACAUGGCCUGAUGUGGUGUCGGGCUUUCUCCCGGACACUGACUGGGCUCUUGGUGAUCUACAUGCUGCUGGACGGAUUUCCCCUUUCGGUGAUGAUGGUUCUCAUGCUGCCCUCACUGUACUGGAUGCUUAACCUGAAAGUGAUCGGCAACCGUCCCAGAAUGGUCUGCCGCUUUAGUUUGCUCCUUCCCGCGAGUAUAGCCUUAAUUUGCUUGGGAGGAUUCUUCAAGCGCCACCUUAUUACCUUGGGCUAUUUAUCCUUUGCCUGCUUCUCCAACAGAGAUGCCUUCCGCGUCCGAGGACUUUACUUCUACAUCUGGCUUUUGCUGCUGCUGGGACUUGGGUGUCUGCCAUUUCAACCGGAGCCCAUGGGCUGCUCCCAGCCAGGAGCUCUAGUCUUCAGUAUCCUUCUCACUCUACUGCGUCCUCUGGCCUGUGGAAUUUACCACAAUCUAGUCACCUGGUUGAGCAACCUCUUUGUGCUGCUCAUCGCUCUCGAGCACGUCCUUAUAGGAUGGUAUCCAGACGCAACAUAUAUAGUUUCCUGGAUAUAUCUGGGCUUCGUGGCCUUUUCGCAAAGACGUAAUCUGCAGCCCAGCGAACUGAUGUUCUUCAACCUGAGUACUUUGUACACGUUAUCCUGCACAUCCUACGAAGCGGUUGUUAUCCAAAUGCUGGCUCUCGAACUGCAGAUGGCACUGCGGAUGAAGCUGGAGAGGAAUGAGACUGUUGGACCGAAAACAGCAGCCACAUAUAUAUUCCUCUACAGUUGGUAUUCUCUAUUCGCAAUUGGCAGCUUUCCUGCCUUCGACGACUACUUGGAUAUCCUACACGAAUCCUGCCUCGGCCAUCUAAGCGUGACUCAUGCCCUGGUAAUGUGUCUUAAACUGACGCUGCCGUGGCUGCUUCUGCUCUGCAUCCUGGCUGGGAACUUCAAGGACAUCCGGGCACACGAACGUGAAAUUUUUCUAUGGCUUCUGUUUAUGAGUAACAUAAUGUCGCUGGUUCUCCUGUGGCGAGUUCAAGAUUACGGUCCUUGGCGGGAGAUCCUUAGCCGAUUCGCGGAGUUCGCAGUGGUCCAGGUGUUCCCAAUCAUCUGGCUCGGUCUCUGGAAACUAGCACAGUUGAAAGUGGGUUCCAAAUGGAUAUCUCAAUUGCCGGAAAGGGCACCCAGUCAUUAAGUCUUCUUUGUAAUUCAAAGUGUUAUGUAUUACUGAUAAAAACAAGGAUCAAUAAAUAUGUAUUUUAUAUAAUUGUCAUCUUAAA
Molecule: messenger RNA, 2708 nt
Organism: Drosophila ananassae
Lineage: Eukaryota; Metazoa; Arthropoda; Insecta; Diptera; Drosophilidae
Product: GPI ethanolamine phosphate transferase 1
Exons: 2
Coding region: 113-2623 (836 amino acids)
Biological process (GO): GPI anchor biosynthetic process
Cellular component (GO): endoplasmic reticulum membrane
Molecular function (GO): mannose-ethanolamine phosphotransferase activity
Source: RefSeq, a predicted model, not a curated record